Centruroides sculpturatus (bark scorpion) is the source of this 708-nucleotide messenger RNA. RefSeq lists its product as uncharacterized. Lineage: Eukaryota; Metazoa; Arthropoda; Arachnida; Scorpiones; Buthidae. The record is from RefSeq and is a predicted model, not a curated record. The transcript has a single exon. Gene Ontology annotation, molecular function: nucleic acid binding; zinc ion binding. The coding region runs from base 1 to 708 and encodes 235 amino acids.
AUGGAUUCAAAAAAUUCAAAAAGUUCUUGUGCACCAACAACAAAAACAAACGAAAAAAUCUCCACUAAUCCAGCGUACUUAGUAGUGCACGCAACCGGAAAAAAACCCUUGGCUAAAGCUUCUUCUUUCUUGAUUCAAAAAUUGUUUGAAUCAACCAUUGGACAGUUUAAAAAAAUACAAAAAUUAAGAUCUGGAGAUUUACUGGUGGAAACAGCUUCCCCACAACAAUCGGCAAAACUUAUGGAAACAAAGACCCUAGGAGAAAUGGAAGUCACUGUCACCCCACAUGCGAGCCUAAACUCAUCACAUGGAGUAAUAUCUGAAGAUGAAUCAGAUAUUCAGAUUGGCCUUUCAGAUCAAGGCGUCACUGCUGUCCAACGUAUCUCCAUUUGUUGGGAUAGCAAGUUAAUACCAAACAAACAUUUAAUUCUCACUUUUAACAAGCCGACAUUGCCAUCUUUUAUUACAGCAGGUUAUCUGCGCUGCCCAGUUCGUCCUUAUGUUCCAAAUCCGCUGCGUUGCUUUAAAUGCCAGCGAUUUGGACAUUCACAAACAUCGUGUCGAGGGAAAAGCAUAUGCGCACAGUGUGGAACUGAAGGUCACGACAGUACUGAGUGUACCACUACUCCAUGCUGUGUGAAUUGCAAAGAUGCCCAUCCCGCCUACUCUCAAAAAUGCCUAGCAUGGCAGAGAGAGAAAGAGAUCUAG